Mercenaria mercenaria is the source of this 6581-nucleotide messenger RNA. RefSeq names its product ras-related protein Rab-28-like. The record is from RefSeq and is a predicted model, not a curated record. Gene Ontology annotation, cellular component: Golgi apparatus; endosome. Lineage: Eukaryota; Metazoa; Mollusca; Bivalvia; Venerida; Veneridae. The transcript has 6 exons. Bases 135 to 809 code for a protein of 224 amino acids. Gene Ontology annotation, molecular function: GTPase activity; GTP binding.
UUAUUGUUUAUAUCGGUAAAUUUACUUCGUUGCACAGCAACAGAGGAAGUAAAUAAUCCAAUAUGGAUGAAAUUUUGACCUAAUUUUUUAUUAUUUUAUCUUUCCUUUUAAAUUUUAAUACUUAAAAAAAGAAAAUGUCCGAUUCAGAAGAUGAGGCACCAGAUAAACAGCUCAAAAUUGUCAUCAUGGGUGACGGAGCAUCAGGAAAGACAUCAAUAGCCACAAGAUAUUCACAAGAGCAGUUUGGAAAGCAAUAUAAACAGACUGUUGGUCUUGACUUUUUCUUGAAGAGGAUUGUUUUACCAGGUAAUGUGAAUGUAGCACUGCAGGUAUGGGACAUUGGUGGGCAAACUCUAGGAGGUUCUAUGUUAGAGAACUAUGUUUAUGGUGUUCAUGGUGCUCUAUUAGUGUAUGAUAUUACCAAUCACAAUAGCUUUGAUAAUUUAGAAGACUGGUAUGGUACUAUACGAAAAGUGAUUGGUAAAGAAAAACUGCCGCACAUGGCCCUAGUUGGUAAUAAAAUUGAUUUAGAACACAUGAGAACAGUGAAAAUAGACAAACAUCAAAAAUUUGCACAAGAACAUGGCAUGUCUAGUCAUUUUGUGUCAGCAAAGACUGGAGACUCUGUUUCGUUGUGUUUUCAAAAAAUUGCAGCAGAAAUUUUGAAUAUAAAGUUAACAAAGCCAGAUGUUGAGCAGCACCAUAGGGUGGUGAAAGCGGAAAUAGUGAAUUACAGUAAACAAGAGGAGAUUGCUGCGCGAUCUAUUCCUCAAACUUCUACGAAAAGCUCAUUCUGUGUGUUGCAAUAGUGAUAUUUUAUCAGUACUGACAUUAUAACUUGGGACGUGUUAACUACAACUAAAUGGCGUCAGUUACCCAGGCCAAGCACUCAUCGAUGUUUUGGUGGCUUGGCCUUAAGGGGUUCUAAUUUUUGGAAAGCUGUCUUUAGUUCUUUUCAAACUUUUCCCAAGCUGGGCAUGAUGCAGGUCUAACAUUAAUUCUUGAAGUUUACUGAGUGAAAGGACUUUCACAACUGAAAUUCUUCUUAACAAAUGACUCCACUUUUGAAUAGUUAAGAAAAAGGAUUAUAAUUGUACCAGAAGUCUUCUAGAAUAUGUGGACCUAUUAAGACUCUGCAUAAUACAAAACUCAUGUGAAAUCACAUAAAAUGUGAAGAUUAUUAAUGAUUACUUAACCUAACAAUUUUAAUCGUGGGGAGUUAAUACAGCCUAAUGUUUCCAUCAGUAUUACUGUCUAUUUUACUUUCUUUAUCUGAAUGUUUUGAGAAAUGAACAACAGAAUUAUUUACUGUUUAUGUAGUUUAACCAGCUUUUCAAGUACUGUGAAAUCAUUAAUAUUUGUGGGGGAUUUAUUUUAUGAAUUUCAGGGUCAGUUCACAAAAUUUAAUCCCAACAAAGCAAUAAAAUUCCAAUUCAUCUAUAUGUUCAAAGGUCAAAUGCACAAAGUUAUUUUUCCCAGGAAAUAGCAGAUUUAGUCAAGACCACAGAAUUUCCAGCUCACAAUAUUAAUGGAUUUCACAGUAUCUAAGACGCCUAUUUAUUACAUUCUUUUCUAUGAAUUAUCGAAAUUUUAGAGUGAAAUAUAUCUGGUAUUUUCACAGUGAAAAAUAUCAAAUAUAUUUAUCACUGAUAAGAAACUAAGAAAUGGGUAAAUGAAGUCAAAACAUGAAAUAAAAAGGAAAUUUGUUUGUUUUACUUGUAAGAUUAAAAUUAUGAACACCGUACAUUUUAUAAUUUACAUUUUCAAGUAUUGCUUAUGGUGUUAACUCGAUGAAAUUAUUUUGAUCUUACACUGAAAGAAACAGAUAUCCUCUAUGUAUCAAGGUAUGAGUAAAAUUAGAUAAAACUUUUUGGCAUAGACAUUGUACCCAAGUACGAAGGCGCUUACGUAAUUACUGGACACAAUUGCAAUACAAUGAAUGAUAGUAAAUAAUUAUUACAAGUAUAAGACCUAAUUGGAUGGUCUUGGUUCAAAGUUUUGUUGUUAAGUAUUGUUUGCAUGUUUUUGAUAAGUUGUGCUAAAUGUUGUUUGAAUGAAGACUAUAGCUUAUUUGCACAUGAUUAUUAUUUUCAAAUUAUUUUCACGUACCUGUGUACUGUAUCUUUGGUACUAUUCAUAUUCAUUUUAUUUUCUAAUUUCAAAAUUGGGAGCCUGUUUUGGCACUUUUAACCCUUGCCAUGCUGGACACGACUGAUUCUGCCUUUGCGACCAGUGUAGAUCAUGAUCAGCCUGCACAUUCUUGCAGUCUGAUCAAGAUCUGCACUGUUCGCCAUUCAGUCAGUAUCUUUUUGGUAAGCACCCCUUUAAACAGGUAAUGGUACUGUCCAAAUUGAAAGAAAAUUUAGCAAGAUAAGGGUUAAGAAUAUUUGAUUCAUAACAGUUACUGUGUACUGUAGAUUUGGUAAUUUUGGCAUAGGCUUUAUUUGAAGAUUUCAUGGUAAGCUGCCACAUUCAGUGUUAAGAACUAGUGAAAUGUGAGUGUUUAUGUUUUAGGACAUGAUGCAGGUUAAAAAUUUACAAAUAUUCUGAAUUCACUGGCAGCAUUAUCUACAAACAUUAGCGAAAUUAAAGGUCCAAUACUAAGGAAAGUGAACAUUUUAAUUUCUUUUAAAAAGCACAGAAACUAUUUCAUUUUAUUGGAAAAUGAAAGUUGGUAUGUAGAAAUUCGAAAUAAAUCGCAGUAUAUGUACAUUUAUUUUUCUAUGAAGUAUGAAGAAAGUUAAAAAGACCUGGGGGUUCAUUUUGUCGAUUCAUUGAAAUUUCAACAUAAUACACAUACAUUUCUUUGAGUUCCAAAGACCUUCUGUAAAUUUUGACCUGCCAAUCUUCAUUAUUUAGUGUCUUGCAGAAGUCUAUGCACUGGCUAUGAAAAAAAUUGCCAACUCACUUUCCCUUAGUAAUGGACCUUUAAAUUAUUGCAAAUAUUACCCAAGUUGUGGAAUAUUUUUGAACUUGAAACUGAUUAUUAUUUAGGCAUGUUUUAAAACUCAUGAGUCACACUGUUUUUUAACAUUAGCAAAAAUGAAAUAGUCGCAAAUAUUAUCCAAUCUACGGAACUUCAUAUAUUUUUACACAUAUCACAUAAGUUACAGGUGAUUUUAUGUUUAUGAUUUAGGCUGAUAGCAUUUAUUGUAGUUUAGUGUACACUUUUAUUAGCUGCAGUUCAGAAAUAAUUCACCUUAUUCAUUUACAUAUCAGAAUUUAAAUGUGCAUUAAAUUUAAACUCGAGUAUGAAUGGCCAGAUGUGAACGUUUGAUAUAUCCAGUUUGCAAGUUUUUUUUAUUGCUAGCCCAAAUUUAUCAUAUCUUACAUGAAUAUUGAAUAUUUAGAAGCAGAGUGAUUAUCUAUAAAAGUUUAAUGGAAAAUACCAUAUUGAAUAGCUUUGGAACCCAGUCUGACAAUUUUUAGCUUUCCUUCGCCUGGGGAAAUCCAUUUUCUGACCUUAGUGCCCCCUAUAUUAUACAAAAAAUAAAUGGACUUGUGCUUUAGAAGGAUAACUCUUGGAUUUAUUGAUCCAAUUGCUAAAUUCCGAUGGGAAAAGAAACCGAUCACAAUUAUGUACUUAUGACUGUCUCCAAACAUAGAGGAAUAUUUUCUUUCUACCUCCUGAAGCUUUUCAGGCAGCUUGUAGCUGCUCUAAAGUAUGUCAGUACAAAAUUAAUUUUAUUAAUGUCAAUGUACAUGGCAAAAUAAAACUUUUGUAUAUGAAGAUCUAAAUGAUCUAUGAAAGAUGGGAAAUUUCUAGUGUCAUUGCCUAAUUUUUGUUUUAAGCAUGCACCAGUAUGACCGUGUGUUAACUGUGCUGUUGAUAGAAAAAUCAAUAAUCAAUAGUCCAUGUCAACUCAGACAGAGAUUCCCAGGCUUUGAUGAUAUCAGAAAAUUAGCACCAAUGCACACCUAAUAAGAAUGAAAUUUUGGUAUGUUUUUUUUUGUGGACAUGCCAUCAAUGAUCAGAGUUCCCAGGCUAUAUAAUGAAGUCAGGGUAUCUGCUUUUUUGGGGUUCCGUUGCUAAGUGUUCUUAAUGUCACAGACUCACUUACCCUUCACUUUUGGGAGGUCAUUAAAAGCAGGAGAAAAACAUCAAAAUUCUUUUUGUACACCAUAAUUAUAUAAUUUGAGCUUCUAGUUUCAAAAAGAACCUUAGCCCUUACCAUUCUGGACACGAUUGAUUCUGCCUUUGUGACCAGUGUAGAUCAUGAUCAGUCUGCACAUCCAUGCAGUCUGAUCAUGAUCUGCACUUUUCGCUAUUCAGCCAGUAUCUUUUUGGUAAGCACCCCUUUUAACAGUUAAUGGUACUGUCCAGAUUGGAUGAUGGACAAGUUCAAUAUAGAAAUGUAGCAGGGUAAGGGUUAAAGAAGAUAUUCAAUGUAUAAUCUUAGUAUAGCAACUGGUGAGACACAAUUAUACUUUCAAUUUUACCAUUUGGCAUUGAGUUCAUAGCCAUGCUAUAUAUGUACAGCAGAAUAUUUUCAGUAACUUAAUAUUUUUAUGGGGAUGUUAGAAUUAAAGUAGUAAUACUUUCACCGUUCCGAUGAUUUUAUAUCUAACUAUUCAAGCCAGCAGCCUCAUGGUUAAUUUACCAGAACUCGAAACCAUUGUAUAUCGGACAAUAAAGCAUGUGAGGACUUGAUUAUUUGAUAAGCAAAAUGAUAGACUCAGAACCAUUGUAUAUCAGACAAUAAAGAAUAUGUGGGCUUGAUUAUUUGAUAAGCAAAAUGUCAUAGACUCAGAACCAUUGUAUAUCAGACAAUAAAGCAUGUGAGGACUUGAUUAUUUGAUAAGCAGAUUAUUAGCUUCUUCUCUAUUGACAGUUUUACACAAUUUUUAUUGUUGAAAAGAAAACUGAUGUAACUCACUCUUUAUUUAAUAGGAGUUACAACAGUUUUCCAUUCAACUCUCAUCAUGUACACUUUGCACUCACAAUCAAUAUGAUUUGGUGAUGUCACACAGAAUUGUCACUUUGUUUAUACUAGGUUCAUGGAUCACUGCACAAAUCACUAAUUCUUCCAGUAACUGGUUUUGAAUCUCAAUGUAGUUAGUUCUUAAUUUCAUUCAUUGAAAAAGUAUCAUUUGCUGUAAUUAUUGCUUAUAUUCCUGGCAUGUAUUUCUCAUGUAUUUGUGAAAAUAACUUUUUGAAGGGCACUCCAUUUAAAAUCAUUUUCGUUUUGCUGUAAGAUAGGGUUAUAUUUGUAAACAGCUGAAAAUUGUAUAAUUGAGUUUUCUUCACAAUAUAUGAUUAAGAAAGUGCAUUUACUGAUUUGAUAGUGUCAUUUUAAAGGUAAAUGUUUACGUCAUUUACUUGUUAGUUGAUAUUGCAAUAUAAGAAAUAGUUGAGAGGAUUCAUAUUUUGUAAAAAUAAUCUUUGGAUCGUCAUUUAGUCAUACUGAAAGAAGGGCCUUCAAGGUCAAGCGGAGAUGGACAUUGAUUGUGAGUUAAAAACCCUGCAAAGGGUGUAGAGGAAACAGGCUUAUUGAAGGUCAGUGAUUCUACUCGGGUGCCUAGCUAUACCUGAAAUAUAUCCAGAGGGGCAUCUGCAGUAUUCCUUUGAAAGCUGAAAAGUCAUGUACAUCACCAUGUGGCCAGAAUUUUGUUAGUGUGACUAAGAACACAACAAAUAAACAUACUAGUUAUUAGAUCUAAUAUAGAAUGAGUUUUGUUUGAAUUACUGUAUUAAUUCGUCCAGUUCUAAAUGUUAUAACAAGAUUGCCUUUUUAAUGGCCUUCAGAGUCUUUCUGUAUGAAAGAUGGAGUUUUAAGUAGACUUAGUUGUUUUUUUUAAUAACUUCGUGCCAAGUGGCCCUAAAAAUAUUGACAAGAUAAGAGACACUUGAAGUCUAGAUUUUAUAGAAAAAAUAAUUCUCAAGCAGUUGCUUACUGGCUAUGUUCCACAAAGUGCUUUAAACUUGCAUUUUUUGUUGCAACUAUAACUUGUAUAGGAAAUACUUUUUGUGUGAUUUCUGUAUAUACUCAUAAUAUUAUGUUUUUCUACUUUCACUUUUAUCCCAUAUCAUGCUGGAAACAAUUGAUUAUGCCUUUGCAACCAGUGUAGGUCAUGAUCAGCCUGCUCAUCUAUGCAGUCUGAUCACGAUCUGCACUGUUCGCCAUUUAGUUAGUAUCUUUUUGAUAAGCACCCCUUUUAACAGUUAAUGGUACUUCCAAAAUGAAAAAUGGACAAGUUCAUUAUAGAAAUUUAGCAGGGUAAGGGUUAAAUGAAAAGAACAAGGAGUAAAUGUUUUUCACACUGAAUGACAUCACAAUUUUGAGGUUGAAUCUUAAGGACAUAUAUAUUUACGUCCUUGUCUAUCCUGACCAAAAGAGCUGACCCACCAUAUUUUAUUUUAACCCUUACCAUGCUGGAAACGAUUAGUUCUGCCUUUGCGACCAGUGCAGUCUGAUCAUGAUCUGCACUGUUCGCUAUUCAGUCAGUAUCUUUUUGGUAAGCACCCCUUUUAACAGUUAAUGGUACUGUCCAAAUUGGAAGAUGGACAAGUUCAUUAUGGAAAUGUAGCAGGGUAAGGGUUAACCUGUUAUAGUAAUUACAACCAGUAAAUGUAAACUGUU